Messenger RNA from Haliotis rubra (blacklip abalone), 1347 nucleotides. Its product is annotated as E3 SUMO-protein ligase KIAA1586-like. The coding region runs from base 1 to 1347 and encodes 448 amino acids. The record is from RefSeq and is a predicted model, not a curated record. NCBI's taxonomy places the organism in Eukaryota, Metazoa, Mollusca, Gastropoda, Lepetellida, Haliotidae. The transcript has 4 exons.
AUGGUCACUGCAGAUAGGGUCAAGGACUCCCGAGUCAUUUACAGCUUUAAUAUUCGAAACAAAAAUCAGAUCUAUCAGGCAGAUACGAUAGUGAAGAGUGUUAAAGACUAUGUGGAGAAGGCAAAUCUUGACCAGAAGAAGAUGACUUGUUUUGCAAGUGAUGGACCAGCAGUGAUAACAGGUAAAAAGAAUGGUGUUGUGACACAGCUAAAGAAAUCUAACCCAGCUUUGAUUGAUGUGCACUGUGUUAAUCACAGACUUCAGCUUGCUAUUAGUUCAGCAUUCAAGUCUGUCACACUCAUUGAAAGAGUGGAUGAACUGCUGAUGGGACUGUUCAAGUACUACCAUUACAAAAUGGAAGGCGACACGUCAGAUGAACCAAAUAGAGGUCCUAUUACAAUUAAGAAGGCUGUCCAUACCCGGUGGCUCAGUCAUGAGAAGGCUGUUCAUGCAGUGAGGCAGUGCUACCCAUCAAUCCUUGCUGACUUAGAGAAUGCUGUAGGCAUGGGCAAUGAUAAGAAGGCUGGGGAUAAGCAGAGUGUCACUGCUGAAGGACUCUACAGGCAGCUCAAGUCUUAUGACAGACUUUACACUAUUCUCUUGCUAUGUGAUGUGUGCUCUUUGUUAUCUGGUCUAACAAAGCUGUUCGAGCGAAGGGAUUUGGAUUUGAGUGUUUUGGAACCACAAAUACAAAGUAGCACUGCAUCUUUGAGAAAAAUGAAAGACAAGCCAGGCCCAUAUCUAAAUCGCAUUGAUCAGCUUGCUAACCUGUAUGACCUGGAGAAGACUGAGAGCAGACGGACAGAUAUAAAGUCUUCAAAGGACAUCUUUCUCGAUCACCUGAUACAGAACAUGGAAGAGAGGAUGCAGGUCACACCCAUCAUCACAAACCUAUCAGCGCUGGAUCUGAGGAAGGAUGGAGAUCCUUCUUUCCUGACUUUCCAUGGGGAUGCUGAGAUAACACAGCUGGCAGAGCACUUCGGACUUGACGUCGACCAGACACAGCUUGAGUGGAGUCAAGUAAAGGAGCUGUUUUCAGGGGAGCUUGACACCAGUUCACCCUCCUCCAUUUUGAAGACCCUCACCAGCCUGAAGCCUCAACUUGGAAACUUGUAUCCGAACAUUGUUCAAUUACUGUCCAUCCACGCAACAAUGAUUCUGCCCACUUCUGAAGUUGAGAGAGUGUUCUCAAAAGUGAAAUUGAUUGUGACAGAUCAUAGAAACAGACUCAGUGUUGAAAACUGCAACAGGCUUCUCAUGAUUAGCCUGAAUGCAUCUUCAGCUUCAGACAUUGACUUGAAGAAAGUUGUGAGCAAAUACUUGGCAAGGAAGAAAAGAAAACUGUAA